Messenger RNA from Vigna unguiculata (cowpea), 636 nucleotides. NCBI's taxonomy places the organism in Eukaryota, Viridiplantae, Streptophyta, Magnoliopsida, Fabales, Fabaceae. The record is from RefSeq and is a predicted model, not a curated record.
AUGGAGGUUUCCCUGCAGCACGUGUUCAUUCUGGUGCUGUCUCUCUGCAAUUUCUUAGUGUGCGCAAAUGCUCAGUGGAAACCAUUAAACCCUUCCACCUACGAGGAGAUGAACCGCAGUGACAACUUCAGAGCCUCACUCAGUUUCUCCGUCUCCUGUGUCUCCAUUGCCAUCUUCUUGUACCUUUUCUUCAAAAUCCGCGCGCGUUUUUUCCCGCGCCCUCCUUACAUCAAGCCCCUCCCGAAAACAACCGCCGAAGCCAUCCAACGGUGCCCCACCUUCGGUUUCUCCGAGAUGAAGGAGCUGAGCGUGGGGAACGCGGCGGAGGAGUGCGCGGUGUGCUUGGUGGAGUUCGAAGACUCCGACACCGUGAAGCUGCUGCCGCUGUGCCAACAUGUUUUCCACCAGCAUUGCAUCGACCAAUGGCUGCCCUCGCGCCUCACGUGCCCCAUUUGUCGCCAGAAGCUGAUAUCCGAUGAUACUGAAGCCAACGUCACCGAUGUCCCGUCGGAACAAGAAAGAGAAGAAGAAGAAGAGGAUGAAGAUGGUGAUGCUGCAGAGUUUACUGAGGUGGCAAUAGCUUCAGCAACGGAACAAGCUGAAGAUGAAACUGAAGCUGAUAACGCUGUGGGAUAG